Hydra vulgaris (swiftwater hydra) is the source of this 518-nucleotide messenger RNA. Lineage: Eukaryota; Metazoa; Cnidaria; Hydrozoa; Anthoathecata; Hydridae. The record is from RefSeq and is a predicted model, not a curated record.
AAAAUACUUAUUUUAUUUUUUACUCAUUAAACACCAUUUAAAAUUAUAUAUUAUAGUUUUAUCACAACUUUUGAUAUUAAAUGGAAAAUAUAAAAAUUGCAUCUGUGGAGCACAUUCUUGUAAAAAAGUUUAAUGAAGGUAUGAAUGGGUGUGGUAAGCGCUGCUUAUCUUUAAUUACAGAAGUAGCUGGUGAAACUCAUUUAUCCAUAAAGACAGUUAAAAGCUGGAUUGCUAGGCACAAAGCAAAAAGCCGAAAAUCAGAUGUGGAUUUUAGUGUUAAACAAAAAAGAAAAAAAGUGUCUAUAAAUACUCAGGUGCUAAGGGGGUACGAUUUAUGGAAACAAAACCAGUUAUUGUCAUUAGAAGGUAUUUUUUGCAGUAAAUUUAAUCUUUACUAUUAUUAUAAUAAUUAUCUUUAUAUUCUUUUUGUUUACUCAAUAUGGAUUCUUCAUCAACUUUCUCUUCUUUUUUGUCAAACUUAUUUGUUUAAACCAACUUUUCUUUUUGAUAUUGGAUAG